Messenger RNA from Cladophialophora immunda, 1005 nucleotides. RefSeq lists its product as uncharacterized. The transcript has a single exon. The record is from RefSeq and is a predicted model, not a curated record. The coding region runs from base 1 to 1005 and encodes 334 amino acids. Gene Ontology annotation, molecular function: hydrolase activity. NCBI's taxonomy places the organism in Eukaryota, Fungi, Ascomycota, Eurotiomycetes, Chaetothyriales, Herpotrichiellaceae.
AUGACUGUGCAUCAAUACAGUGAACUGCCUGCACGGGCCGCCCAGGCAAUAGAGAAUUUCCUUCCGCCGGAAGACAAGAUUGAACAGCGCGCACGCCAAUUCGCUUCGGUGAAACCCCGACGUGCCGACGUGGAAGGCGACACUGAACAGCUUGACGGGGUCACAUUCACACAUCAUUUUGUCGAGGCGCCUGGGGAUCACGAGACGGUGCUAUUUCACUAUGUCGAGACGGGGCCGGCCUCGGGGGAGGUCGUGGUAUUCCUCCACGGCAUCCCGGACUCGUGGUUUCAAUGGCAUCAUCAAAUGGCGACUUUGUCUCGGGAUCAGGGAUAUCGAUGCGUCGCGCCCGAUUUGAAGGGCUAUGGGCAGUCGGACAAGAGACCGGGGGAUUAUCGCCACGAGGGGGCCGCGGAACAACUGUACGGCAUGUUGAAGCAGAUUGGCUUGCAGCGAUUCAACUUGGUCACCCAUGACCGAGGGACCGUGCAGGCCGACUACAUUGUUGCGCUUCACCCUGACAACAUCCUCCGGUACGGAAGAGGGGAGCAGCACCUCUACCAUUUCAACCCGGCCCUAGCACCGCAAGGCGAUUUGUUCAUGGACGCUCCAUAUACGGGCCUCAUGUCUGACCCAACGCGCUUCGUAUGCUUCGUCUACACCUGGAUCACGAAGAUCCCGAUUCCCGACGACGAAUUCUCGCGCGUCAUCCAGGAGUACUCGUAUCCGGGCGUCACCAAGGCCGUCCCACGGUAUUUCAACUCCUCCUCGUUCCGUGCCGAGUGGCUGGAUCGAAGGAAUAGAUUGCUGGCGAAAUGGAAGUGUCCCGUGAUGAUCAUCCAGGGCUACGACAGCAAGACGCAGCCCAGGGAGUUCUACGAGAAGGCCAGAGACUAUCUGCCUAAUGCGGCGGAUGUGGCGGUGGAGUAUAUGCCCGGGGGACAUUUCUGGACACUAGAAUGCCCCGAGGCGACGACUAAGAGCAUUCAAAAACUGCUCAGGAUGUAA